This is a messenger RNA of Mercenaria mercenaria, 10885 nucleotides long. RefSeq lists its product as uncharacterized. Gene Ontology annotation, cellular component: membrane. Bases 2864 to 6649 code for a protein of 1261 amino acids. The transcript is spliced from 3 exons. Lineage: Eukaryota; Metazoa; Mollusca; Bivalvia; Venerida; Veneridae. The record is from RefSeq and is a predicted model, not a curated record.
UUAUUCAAAUUAGAUAUUACUUGAUUCUAAAGAUGUUUACGAAAUUUUAAGUUUGAUUUUCACAUAGUGUUGAUGACGGAAUAUGUUAGCUACAGACACAUUAAUAAAGGAUGAUACAUUUUUACAUUUAGCAGGAAAAUAAUUUCAGACAGAUGGACUGAUGGACACAGGCAUGGACAGACUAUAACCAAAACAAUAGUGUGGGGAUAAAAAACAAUUUUAACUAAAAAGCUACCAGAAAUUACAUGCAUGAUUAACAGAUAAAGAAAUACUUUGUAACAAAAGUAAAGGGACUUCUCAUGCAGUUACAAGUCUGAAGAAAAAUUUCAUUCUGGAGUGCUGUAUCAGACUGAUUCAAGAGUGAUUUACAAAACCCGAAUGGAAUCAACACAGUGCUCCAAAGUUGGAACCUGAAGUGUGUGCAGAAAAAAAACAGAGUCAGUGUUUCAAACCAGCACCAGUUGUGAAAACCUACAGGACAGUUUCUGCAAAUGUAUUUAGUUUACAAUUUAUUGUUUUAAACUUGACAGAAAAGAGAAUAAUUACGAGUGAUAAUAAUAAAUCUGUAUGAAAAAAAAAAACAUAAGACAGACACAUAUAGAGAACUUGGAAUGACUGAAAAGGGUGCAAAACUCUAACCCACAGUAAUGAAUAGGGGUCAUCAAUCUUGAGCACAAACAAAAGAUGUAAAGGACAUUAAACAAUGACUUUUUUUCAAAUGGAUAUAAAGUAAUAAUGCAAACAUAGGCAGGGAAUCAUUUACUGUGUGACAUUAUCAACCAAUACUUUAUGACCCAGCUUUAUGAACAAAAAGCAAUCUGGCAUAUCAUUUAAGCAAGAUAUUAACUUAUCUGAAUGAUACUAUAUCUAGAUUAGUAUCAUUCUUAUGUGCUUUAAAUUCAGUAAAAUCACAAUUUUUGGGAAUUUUAGUAUCAAAUAUGGAGUAAACUGAGCAUAAAAGACCCAAAAUAUUACUUCAUACAGCUAUGCAAGUUGCUGAUAAAGAAUUCUGGAUUUACCGAUAAAGUAAGAGUUUAAAACAGUUUUAAAGUUACUUCACAAUAGUUUGAAGUAAUGGACAAGUCACAUGGUCAGUGAUAAGGUGAAUUUUCAAUUUAAAACGAAAUUUUUGAAGUCAUUCAAAAACGGGAAAAUAAAUUGAAAAGGAAUACAUUUGUGGAUUAAGAUAACUUUCGAAAUGUAAAAUUUUGAAAAAUACGGCAACUUGAAGUACCUUGUAGCAUAUUUUCUUGUACUGAUUAGAUACCAGGUCUGGUUUUUAUGGAUUAAAAGGGCAGUUUGGAACAUGACAAGUGCCUGUUAUCAGAAUUACUUUAGAAUAUUAAUAACAAAUUAAGUUGGAGAAUAACAUGACAUAAUAAAGUGAAAAGCCUGGAUCAAGAGAUCUUACGAAAAGCAAAUGAAAAUUAAAGAGCGUUCAAUUUAUUAAGUAAAAUGUAAUAUAUCAUAUAACGAAGGAAGAUUUCACUGUUAAACAGUCUUAUAUUUCAAAAGCUUAUACAAUUGCAAUAUACACAGCUUGCAAAGGAAUAUAUAGAGGAAUAUAAAGUUACUCAAAGUGUUCAGUUCAAAGCAACAGCAGUAUAAAUCUGUAUAGAUCAUAAUUCAAAGUUCGGAACCAACUCAGAUUGGAAUAAAUAAUCAUCAAAGGUGAAACAAUACUGAUGUAUCAUUACUGAUAUUACAGAGACCUAUACAUUUAAAGAUACAACAAUCCUAAACAGAAUUCACGGAAAUUUCUCGUCAUUACAAGUGACUUCUCUUCAGUAUGGUUAUGGAGUAAUAUUUCUUACUACAAUCCAUAACUACACAAUUAAGAUCAAUGUAAACUCUCAAUUGGGAUUUUAGCUAACCAAUUAGCAUAGCAGCAAUUUUUAUAAUACUAUGGAACUAUGGAUGUCACUGACCCAUGAGGAAUGACUGACAAUAGAUUUCUCUACUAUUUAUGCGAAAUUUAUCAAAUACGCUAUUGACAAGGUAUCUCUGACCGAAUCAUACUGGAUGAUUUUUUCAGAAAUGAAUACAAAUGUAAUUGAUUUCUGAAAGUAUAGCUUGUCAGGAUCAAAAAAAGGAGGUGUCACGCUAUUUCUAUUAUUUACGUGAAAAAAAAAGGAAAUUGAAUAAAACAGAUAUUGGCAAAGGAGCUAAAUGAAUGAACCUUUAUGUUUGAACAUACGAUAUAUUGUUAACUUUGUCGUCAGGAAUAAGAGUAAUUAUAUACCAAAGUGAUCGGAAGAUUGAAAGUAUUGGAAAUAAUUUCUACGGUGCAUUAAGUUUAUUUUCACAACUUUUGUAAAGGCAAGUUUAUUGCAUUAACAAAAACUGUGUUAAAAAUAAAGUGGGUGGAUUUUAUAAAUCUAAAUAAUUUCAUGCCGGUAAAAGGACACCAAGACUAUGUAGACCUUUCACAAAGAAGCAAUUUGAAACUUUAGAUGUUUUGACUAGAUAAAUAACAAUCAAGUGUAUAUAUUAAAUCACUGAAGGUUGAAGAAAACCCGGUUUAGUUAACCAGGAGUAAAAAAUAUUACCUAAAAUUACUAAAAAAAAACAACAGGAAAUGAGUGACAAUAACAAUGUUAUAAAUACUAAUGGGGUGAUGUGUAUCAGGGAAGUUAACACCUUCGUCUAGUAAAAUAGGCUAAUUCAACCCCACUGAAUAAUUCAACUCCACAGGCUAGUGAAAAUUUAUGACAAACAUUAGGAAACAAAUUAACUGAAAGGUCAAUUUUGACAUAAAAAUUGUAAUUUUCAAUGGCAUAGAGUUAUGAAUCGUGAAAGGUUACUAUAUAGGCAACUAUUGGAUUAAUUUCAGAGUUUUUGCCUCUGUUCCAAAAAUUUCAAAAUGUUUGGAAAUAAUAUGUAUGGACACUAUUUUCAUAUGGCUGGCCAAGCCAACCCUGGUUUUGGGACCUCUGGGUUUGGCAGUCAACAUGAACCACAAAGUGCUUUUGGCAGCACAAAGAAAGGACAAAGUGGAGCUUUCGGUCAAGCAAAUUCAUUUCCUGACCCUAAUGGAUUAAUGCAUCAUGGAUAUGACGGUGUCCAUCACCAUGGCCAUGGAAUUUUGCGGCAAAAUUCACUUCUGGGUGAAAUGACCCAGUCCAAAGCUGAACGCGCGAAAGGUAUUAAGCCAUGGGCAUUUUCCAGUAUAAGCUUCCCAGCUGGACAUGACGACAAUGUUCUAUCAAGCAUGUAUGAAAAACCAAUGGAAAAACCUAAACCUAAACCAGUGUUGGCUCGGCAACAGUCAAUGUCAGUGGCUGACAGCCUUGAAAAGAGAAGAGCUCCAAGUUUUAGUUCUGACCCAGAAAGGAUGAGAAGUCGAACUAUAAGUGCUUCUUCUUUGCCUUCUGCACGUCCAAAGGUAUCCAGAUCACUUUCAAUUGCAGAAGAUAUAACAGAGCCUGUGAAUAUGGACAUAGCAGCUCCUUUCCUCCGAAGACAGCAGUCUCUGGAUGUUGAAAAAAUGCGAAGAAAGUCACUACCAAAGAAACCACUGCUUCCACUGAACAUUCUGAAACAUAGACGCUCUUCUAAGGUCAAAGAGAAUUUGGAUAAAUCUGAAACAUCUAGCUUGCAAAUUCCAUCAAGGUCAAGAAGCAAUACCGCAGAAAGUCGGAAAUCAUCUAAAUCCUCUACCAGUUCACAGAAAUUAAGUCCAACCAGUCAAGAAAACUUUACACUAAAAGACAGUGAUAGUAAACCUCAAAAAGCAAAGGAAGAAGAAAAACUGAUUUUAAGUCUACUAAAUCCUGAAAUUCCAGAUGACAAUGUGUUUGAACCUAAAAAUUCACACGAAGAUAGCAUUAUCAAAAACGAAAAUGACACUCCAAAAAUGCAGACGGUGCAUGCAGAUGUUUCUCCAAUAAUAGAAUCUCCUACAAUGGUAAUCAAACGAGUGCACCAAUUACAGAGCAAGGAGCCUGAUACUGAUUCUAUUAAGUCAAACGAUUCUGGAAAAUUAACACCACAACAAACUAGAUCUAGAACAAGCAGCAAGUCAUCUAAAAAAUCAAGAUCACCCACAAGAAGUACUGCACUUCUUGCCCAAGGACCUAUUUUGGUAGCACCACAGAAACCAGCCGAUCAUUUAGACGGAACAUCAGUACCAUAUACAGACCAAACUGAUUCCGAUAACUCUGAUGUCUACUAUGAGUGUAAUAACCAAAGUCAAAAAAACUCUCCACGUAUAAUAAAAAAUGAAAACAUUUCAGCAGUGAAGAGUAAGAAAAGAUCUGUCAAGAAACCAAGAGAUACAUGCAGUUCAAGCACAUGCACAGAUGGAGAGGAUACAACUUCAACAUGUGAAACUCCACCAAGAUCCACAUUUCGCGAUAUUCAACAGAAACAUCGUCCUGAAGCUCAAAAUGAACUGGACAACUGUUCGAGGGAUAAUGACUUUAUGCCACAAGACAUACAUGAAGCUGAAACUCUAAGAGUAAGAGACAAAGGUUUCCAGGGCAAACAUAGAGAAAAACCAAGUCUGAAAAGACUAUCAGAUAACUAUUCAUUUUCUAGAAAAAUGCACGAGACAAGUGACGAAGAUAAUACUAAAAUACCUAGUAAUGAAUUACUUGUUCCAAAUUAUGCACCAGUUUUAAAAGCUGAACCUGGAUCUAAAGAAACUUUAAACAAUGACAAUGGCACUGCUGACAGUUCAGAGAGUGGCUAUGCUACAAGCUAUAUUCCUACUUCUCCUAAAAGCUAUGAUCAUAUUAAAGUAUCUCAGUUUGUAAAUUCUCUUCCAAAUUAUCCAGACAUGGAUGAGCACAGAUCUGAAAGCAGUCAUAACGAUGGUGUUCUAAAUGGUUCAGAAACUGAAAGUGAUCUUGAUGAUGAUAAUAAGAUCCAUAACUAUCCACCAGCUGACUUAGAUCUAACAAGUGUGAACUGUGCAAGUGGAAGUGACUCUGAAAAUGAAUCAGUCAAAACUGAUGCCUCUAUUUCCAAGCUAGAGGUAAUGAAAAUUCUUGAAAGCCCAACAGAUGUAAGAGUAAGAGUAACCGGUGCAAUCAAUGGAAAAGCAAAUGGUAAGUCACAUGCAAGAUUUGAGGACACUCAACCAAAAUGUUCUAACAUAAGGAAAGGAAGUAAUGCUUCUGAAACUGAACUUCUCAAACUGGUAAAGGCAGACAAAGAUGAAUUUACAGAUGGGGCACCAGAAAAAAUUGAGAAGAAGAAACAUGUUGAGGUAAACAGUGUUGUGGUGAGUACAGACUCACCUUUAGGUGAAGGAGCUGAAACCAAACUACUGCAGCACCAAGAAAAACAACCAACUUCAUUUGCAACUUCCAUGAUUGAGAAGUUUAGCUUUCGCAGAGAAUAUUCCUCACUUUAUCAAAGCAAAUCAACAAACUGUAUAGAUGGACUGUUACAUUUUCUGAACCUUUUGUUGUUCCUUUCAAGUGCAGGGGUUAUUGGCUUAGGGAUUUGGCUACAACUGAAAGACUUCAAUGUGAAUGACAUUACCAUGAUCCUUGGUAAUAAUCUACUGCAAAUUAUUACCUAUGUGGCAAUAGCAGGUGCAGGAGUGGCAUUAUUAGCAGCAUGUUGUUUAUGUUGUGGAAUACGACAGGAUAAAUCUGGGUUGGGGUUCUAUGCAUUUGUUCUUGUAGCUGUUGUUAUAGCAUUUGCCAGCGCUGCUGUCUUAUGCACCAUAUUUUCUGACAAACUGAAAGGAAUAGAAUUUAGAUUUAAUUUUAAAGACAGGCUGGUUACAAUGUAUGGAGUAAAAGAGGGAGAUGUUAAAAAUCAGUUUUUUACAAGUGCUUGGGACAAUAUGCAAUCUGAAUUUGAAUGUUGUGGUGGUGACGGUAAUGGCAAUGACACUGAAUCAUGGCUAAUAUAUCGUAAAAGUGCCUGGUAUCUACAAUAUGCUGACAAAGGUACAAUGUUUGUACCAGAAAGCUGCUGUAAAAAGAAUUCAAACAUUCAAAUCUGCCAGGGUGGUGAUCCAGACUUACUUGGACCACCAAGAUAUGCUCCACCCAAAAAACUUAAGAAAUAUUACAAGGAGCUAAACCCAAACCUAAAUCACCAUGGCUGUUAUCCCAGUUUCUCUGGAUAUUUGUCAGAACUGUCAAUGUACAUUGCUAUUGUGUGUGGGAGUUUAGCAGGACUUUAUUUUCUCACUGUGAUGCUCACAUGGGUUUUCUGUUUCAAGAAAAGUCAGGAUUAUAAUGAAAGCUUCAUGGAUGACUCGUAUUAUGAUAUUGAAGACAAUGAUGAAGUUUUCAAUAGUGAAGACAGUAAUGCAAUGAACAAAGACAGGGAUGCCAAUCAUACAGUUGAAGAGACAAAGUUCAUAAACACACCAGUGAAAUCUGUCAACAGAGCACCUGAUAUCAUUCUAAAUGUUAACCUCAAAGUGAGAGACAGUGACACUAGUAGAAUGUAUGGAGGUUAUACUAGUAACAGCUAUGAUAGAGAUAACGAAAGUUCGGACGACAGUGAAAGUGAUGAUGAGAUUGAAUCUGGUCGAAGUACACCAAAGGAAGUGAUUGAUCGCAGAAACAUGUGGUUAUCAUCAGCAUCAACUGCAGGUCAUCUGUUGUCAAUUGCUAUAGAAGAAGAAGACAGCAAUUUUGAAGAUUCUGACGAUGAUAGAAAUAUUUCGGCAAAUGUUUAAUAUCUAAACAUGGUGCAUUGUAAGCACUGUAAUCAAAGUUAACUACAUGACUGUAUUGGAAUGAUAUAUUUAAUGAAUAAGCAAGUGACCUUAUUCGACCACUUGAUGUUAUCAUAUAUAUCCAGGAAAGUGAUUUCCUUGGGUAAUUGUUUGAAAGUGCUUUAAUUUCUAAUGUUAUUUUUUUGUACUUCCAGUAGUGUUUUAUUCUGAUGUUUUAACCACAUAACUGUUUCAGUAAAAAUUUGGGAAAGUGCUUUUUUCUGAUGUAACUGGUGUUAUAUUUAACUUUGGGAAAGUGCUUUUUCUGGUGAAACCGUUUUUACAUAAUUUUUGAAAUGUGCUUAAUGAUGUAUUAGUUUUUAAAUACAUCUGGGAAAGUUGUUUUACUGAUUCAUGAUUUUCUACUGUAAAAGUUACUGUUUUUCCUAUCAAAAUAGUGUCAAACCAAAAUUACUCCUUAAUAUGAACUGUACCGGCUGAGUGGCCACCAGUCCUCUAUUAAGCAGCCACUUGCCCGCAUCAGCCAGUCAGAUUACUUCUUAAAUUGAUUAAAUUUUAACUGCCUUAAGCAUCAAGUCGGUUAACUUGUCAAUUUGAUUUUUUAGUCCAAUUUUAACGUGUCUUAAGCAUUCAUUUGCUUUUGCAACAAGAUAGUUAACUUGUCAAAUUGACAUUUUAUUCUAAUUUCAACGAGUCUUUAGCAGCCACUUGCUUUAAGCAACAAGUCAGUUAACUUGUCCAAUUGCCAUUUUGUUCUUUUAAACUUGGCUUAAGCAGCUCGAUUGUGUCACUCCCUCAGAUAGCUGCUAAAUACAGGUCUGAAGGUACUGCAAUAUUAUUGUUGGAAAAAUACGGUUUCUUUAAAAAUCAAAGCAUAAAAUCAAUAAAAUACUACAAUUUUUGUUGAAUUAUUGGCAAGUCUGUCAAAUAUUGUACCUUGCCCUAAAUGACUGUUUCAACAAUUCUGUAUAUAUUAUGACUGCUUGAAAGUAUACAAUUACUUGCAAAUAGGAUUCAGCUUUGUUAUCUCAGUGUAAAUGAUACUAUGAACAUAAUGCUCCUAUUUCAGGCAGUUUUUUUCCCCUUUUAAUACUUAAAUUUUAGCAAUUUAUACAAUACAACCUCUGUUCUUAGUUUGAAAGUUUAGUACAAUGUAUCCCAACCCCUCAGUGUAUCAAAGUGCUACAGUUUUUGUUGGUUUUGAGUUUUGUCAUAAAAUACUUAAAUACAUAUAUAGAUAUAUAGUGUAUUUUCCUUGUUUAAAAAAAUUGGCACUGUACACUAAUUACACCUUAUCUAUGUGAUAUGAUUGAUUAAUCAAUGCAAUAUCUGCAUAUAAUUAUGUCAUAACAUUUAUGCAUAAAAAUGCUAUGUGCAUUAUGUUUAGACAGGCAAAUAGCGCCUAAUUUGAUACUGGAGGACAUAAUUGUUUGUACAAAAAGGGCCAUAACUCCUAACUGUUUGAACAUUCUAAUUAAAUAAUUAAAUAGUUUACAUAUCUACAUGCAUAUACUAUACUGAAAUUGAUAAAAAAUAUUUACAUUCACUAUGUGUUAAAUAGAAAGAAAAAAUUGUUUAUUUUCUUAUAAACAACAUUGGCAUUAUGAUAUCAAGAAUGGUCCUUUCCGUGAGAUUGCAUGUGCAGUCUGAUGUCAUUAACAAAAAAGGUGCCUUUGAAAAAAUCUUUCAAAACUGGACAUCAAAAUUUCAAAAAUAAUUAACAGUAAAUUUUAGCUAAAAAUAAUUUUUUCUCACAUUUAAUAAAGAUAAAAAAAUAAAUUGAUACAACUAUUACACUUUUUCAAUGCAUUUAACAAGAUCUUAAAUGAAAACCAGUAAAUGUACUUUUAUCAUGCAGUCUUGAUAUCCUGACAUUUAUUUUGAUUUUCUGGUACUCAAGGAAAGCUACUGUUAAAUGUAAAUAUUAAGAACUGAAUGCUAUUUUUGGUGUGUCUAUACAGAAUAUAAACCACAUUUGGACUUCUUUGCAAAUUAUCUAAGAAUCAUUAGUGUGAUUCAUGGAUUUGCAAUUAGUCCCAAUGCAGAUUAUACCUGAGUAUACCUGAGUAUAAACACAAAAGCAGCAUUCUUUAGUAAGGUACUAGGUAAAUGUCUGUAUAAUCUCAAGCCUAUAAUUAUACAACAUUUUCUUGAAAGGAGUUGAUUAUUAAGCUAUUUUUAUAUCAUCAUGUUAUCAUGAAGUAUAAAACAAUAUUAUUCUUGAACCUAAUGUUUAUUUCAAAUGACACGAAACAAAGUUUAACUUUAUUUCUUUGUACAUGAAAGCAAACAUGCCUAAACAUUUCAUGUACUAAAAUGUGAUAUACAGAAAGAUGUGACAUUUUUUUCAUUAAAUUUCUUUGUUAUUUUACAGUAAAGUGCUUAUCUAGUAGUUUAGCUUAGCUGUUUAUUUCAAGACUUUCCCACAUGUUUGCUUGACAGGUGCUACUUAUAGUAAUUAUUCGCUUUAAUUGUUUGUUUUUGUUUUUUAUUUGUUUUGCUGGACAUUACCUUUCCAGUUUUACUGGCUGAUCAGUUUAUUUUUAAAAUUAACUAUUCGUAAAUGCUUCUGUUGUCACUCUUUCUUAAGCAUCAGCAUUACAAAAGUUUUGCAUGUCAGCAAGUUUUAAAAACUACCUAGCCAAAUGCUUUCAAACUUCGCACAUGUCUUGGCAUCAUCAGGAACAUUUACAGGACAUGUUACAUGACUGAAGUUUUUAUUUUGUCACAACUAUGCCCCUUUUUAACUACGAAAUUUUGGUUAAAGCAGAUUUCUCAACAAAUACUAAAUGGAAUCUUUUCUAACAUCACAAUGUCUUUGGCAUCAUUAGAUGACCAGUAACAGGAAAAGUUAUGCCCCUCUUUCAACAUAGAAAACUUUGGUAUUCCUUUUGUACAUAAGCUAUGUGGAAAGAGUUGAGUGUGCUGUACUUAGAUAACUCUUGUUUAUAUUAAUUCUCAGUAAUCUUUGAAAGCACCAAUCAUUAUUAUGGUCCACAUACUGAUGCAUCUUGUUCAGAAAAUUGAAUAAAUCAAAAAACCAGGUAACAUUGUAUGUUUUAAGCUGCAUAUUUUAUCUUUUACUGGUCAGAUAUUAUGACAUUACACAUUUGUGUGCUGUUUCAAUCAGAAGUGCUUAUAUUUGAAAUACUCAGUUUCAUAUUAUCACAAGCUAAUGAAACAUUUUUCUCCGUAUCUUUCAGUCUGAUAUAUGACUUUAAAAAUAUUCAGUUUCUCAUUCUGUAAGAUUUCAAUAUCAUUUUGUAUGGAUUUUUAGUUGAAAAACAACUUGAUGAUAUCUUUGAUGAAGAUUUCCUAUGACCUUGGGAUACAGUUUUUUUUUACAUGUAUCAAUCAUUUAUUGAGUUUGUCAUAUUUCACUGCAUUUGCAUGAACAUCAAGAUUGACUGCAUAAUCAUGAUAUUAUUUAGCAACUGGUGAAUAGACCUAGUGACAUUUGUAAUAUUUCAAAUAAAUAUUUAUUUUAAAUGUUCCCUACUGCUAUAUGUUAAUCUGCUAUGCUGCAAAAACUGUACAGAUUUGAUAUCAGUAUAACAUGUAUGCAUUUCAAUGACAGUUUUCUACAGAAUUUCUACUUAUUUUGUAUUAAAAAAUAAACCCAAGUUAAUACAGGAUUAAAAACGUAGUUUGAAUGCGGUAUAAGACAGGCUGUGGAUCCGUAAUGGAAAUCAGCAAUUUCCAUGCAUUUAUGUAGUCUUUUUAGGCAAUUUGGCUUUCUUCAGGCAUGAAUGUAAGCUUAACAACAAUAUGGCUUUUGGUAAAAGCCAGAGAAUACCUAAUUUGUGCACAGUCAUUAAGGGUCCAUUAUCUAAAUUAAUUCAUUUUAAAACAGCAAACAUAACUGAGUAACGUUAAUUUAUUACAAUUUAGAGAGUGCACUUUAUAGGACAGAUUUUAGCAAAAUAGUUCUUAAGUUCGGAAUCAGUCAAUUUUGUUACCAUUGUAUGACCCCAGCAAGUUUUUUUUAAAUGAACAUGUACUUUAUUGUAUAAUCAUAUCAUUUAUGUACAUUUUUCUACCAUAAUAUUAAUCAAACAGCGGAUUAAUCUUAAAAAAAUUUGAUUGCUAUCAAAAUCAUAUCAGCCCAUACAAUCUUAGAUCUUUUGCUUAUGAUAGCCAAUACAUUCUUUUGUUAUAAAUAUGUUAAUGCUAAAUUGUUAAAGCUUUUAUAGUAUGUUCAUUCAGUUAUUAAAAUGCCUAUAUAAAACAGCUUUA